UACACUUGCUGUACACGGCUCCGCGUCACGUGGCUCGCGGAGAUUGUCAGAGUCAUCAGACGCUGGUGCCGCUUGACAUGACAGUAGUAGACACCGUUCUUGCUGGUUUUCCUCUCUUCUGUCGCAUAAACUCUUAACUUUGUAUGCGACACUGUUUUUUAUUUAACAAGCAGAAAAAUACAGCGAAGAAGCGAUUACUGAGGAGCCUGGAAAGACACGGAGGAAAUGCGCUCCUGAAAAAUAAGACAGCUUUGGAGAGUGAACUUAAGCUCGACGAUAGUGCCAAGACAUCCUCGUUAUAACGAAUGCCUCAAAACUUCAAGAAUGUGAUUAAUGCUUUUCAGUGUUUUCUUUCAAAAAUGUGGUUUGAUUCACGGACUUUGCUGCGGUUUCUCGUAGCGACAUUAUUGUGUGCUAGUUGUUGCGCGCAGGUGUUUAAUCUCAGUCUCUCCAUAGAGGAAGGAUUACCUGCAAAAACUGUUGUCGGGGAUAUAGGAGCUGGACUACCUGCGAAAAUUCGCAAUUCUGGAUUCUUCAUAUCUGAGAGCAAAGAUUCACAUGUGUUCAAAGACUUGGAGGUCGAUGGAGACACCGGGAUCAUCUCUACCGCCGUGGUGUUGGACCGAGAGCGCGUAGAGAAGUAUGAGUUUUCGGCGGCCACUUUAACAAGAGACGUUAUAAAAGUUAUCAUUGAGGUCAAGGAUAUAAACGAUAAUUUCCCCGUGUUUCCCGCGGAAACAAUCCGGUUGAAUGUGUCUGAAUUAAGUCCCCCUGGAACACGUUUUGAGCUAGAAGGAGCUCAAGAUCAGGAUAAGGGUGAUUAUGGCAUCCAGGGCUACAGAAUUAAAGACACGAGGAACAUUUUUACAGUUGAAAAUCGCAACAAUGGGGGUAAUGUGUUCAGUUUAGACCUUAUUCUAAAAGGACGAUUAGACAGAGAAUCUACAGACCUCUAUGGUCUCACAAUUGAGGCAUUUGAUGGUGGUUUACCACCAAAAACAGGCCAGUUACAGGUGCAUGUUACCGUAUUGGAUGAAAAUGACAACCAGCCAGUGUUCAAUCAGUCUGAGUAUCAUGCUGUCAUAUUGGAAAGUUCCCCAUUAAUGACAUCUGUGUGCCAGGUAUUUGCAACAGAUCCAGAUCUCGGCAGCAAUGGCAAGGUUACUUACAACAUUAACCGCCGUCAGAGUGACCCGAAUGAGUUUUUCAUUAUUGAUAGUUCCUCUGGAAUCAUUAGUGUAAAUAAGCUUUUGGACUAUGAAAAACAGGCAUUUUUUGAGUUCAUUGUGACCGCAUGGGAUUCUGGGACUCAGCCUGAAUCCUCCAAUACUUUUGUCGUUAUUAAAGUCUUGGAUGUCAAUGAUAACCACCCAAAUAUUAGCAUUUUGUUUUUAAAUGAGGCUGGAGCACCUGAGGUAUCAGAGGGCGCAGAACAUGGAGAAUAUGUUGCCAGGAUUGCGGUCUCAGACCCUGAUUUAGGGGAGGUCAAAAAACUCAAUGUUCUUCUUCAAGGUGGGAAUUCGAUGUUCACUCUCAAACCCACUGAUGAUUUUCUUUACGUUCUCUGUGUGGAUGGAGAACUGGACAGGGAGGUAAAGGACCUGUAUGAGCUCACUGUGAUUGCUUCAGAUUUUGGCUUACCUCCCCUGAGGACCGAGACAACGUUUCAAGUUCAGAUCACUGACGUGAAUGACAAUCCACCCGUUUUUGAAAAAAACACAUAUGAGGAGAGUAUUGCCGAAGAUGUGCAUGAGGGAGUGGCUCUCUUACAAGUGAAGGCCACGGAUAGAGAUCAAGGAGGGAACUCCGUAAUCGUCUACUCUAUUGUACAGUCAGAAAUGGAGCAUCUUUUUGACAUCGAUCCAGCAUCAGGUGUCAUUACUGUUGCUGCAAGCUUAGACUAUGAGAAACAGUCAGAGUUGAAGUUCUUGGUGGUGGCUACUGAUUGUGGUUCUCCAUCUCUUUCCACCACAGCCACUGUGAGUGUGACUACCCAUUUGGAGGAUGUCAAUGACAAUAAACCCAUAUUUCAACAACAAUUAUACAACUUAACCAUCAAAGAACACACAGCCAUUGAGACAUGCCUCUUACAGGUCACUGCCACAGAUGCUGAUGAUGCUGAGUUUGGAAAAGUGCAGUACUUCCUCUGUGAUGGCUACAGCGGCAAGGAUGCCCAUCCUCUCUUCAAAAUCAACUCUGUUACUGGGGAAAUCUGUGUGGCCCAAGACAUUGACUACGAAGAUGGCAUUGUGACCUUUGACCUCCUGAUUAAAGCUGAAGAUCAAGAUGGUCUCAAUUCACAGACAUUUGUUCACAUCGAUGUGGAGGAUGUGAAUGAUAAUGGUCCUGUUUUUACUCCUGAGAGAUAUGUCACGAGUUUAAGCAGCCAUGCCCAACCUGGCACCAAGCUCCUCAGUGUGUUUGCCUCUGACCAGGAUUCUGGCAACUAUGGGGAAAUCACCUAUGAGCUGCUGCCAGGAGAUUCUGCUUCUUUAUUCAAUGUGGAUCAGUCGACAGGAGCUGUCUACCUGAACUCUUCACUGUCUCAGGUGCGAAGUAGCAGUGUGAAACUGUCUGUCUCUGCUCGGGACGGAGGAGGGCUGUCGACCAUUAAUCCUGCUAACAUCACCGUGAACAUCCUACACAGCCAACAGCCCCUAGCCCUCUUCCAGAAGCCCCACUACACCUUCUUCAUCUCUGAGGAUGCACCUGUGGGAUCCUCUGUUGGUUCAGUUCAGGCUGUUACACCUGCCAAUUCAUUGGAGGUAGUCUCAUACGUUAUAUCCUCUGGUGAUCCACAGGGGCUUUUCACAGUAGAUACCCACACAGGCAUCAUCACUACAAACAAACUUUUAGACCAUGAGUCCAUCUCUCGUGUUCUCCUGACCUUACAGUUCCACACAGGAACCCUUCCUAUCUACAGCAGUGCUCAGGUCAAUAUCUCCAUAACAGAUGUCAACGACAACCCUCCUGUAUUCCCCAAGAACUCAGAACGCAUCACCUUAUCCCAUAACACCCCUCCAGGGACACCGCUCUUCCUUGCACAUGCUGAAGAUAGUGACAGUGGCCUUAAUGGCAGAAUUCAUUACGUGUUGCAUCCUGAGAGCCAACUGUUUACCAUUCACCCACAUCUCGGGACUCUCACUCUGAACAGUGACCUCUCUGGCGAUUCUCGACAGAGGUACGAGUUCACUAUUAUAGCCAAAGAUGAAGGUCAACCUUCUUUGAACUCUACUCUAGAUCUUAUAAUAGAGAUGGACAAAUCAGACCUGGCAGAAGAGACACUAUCCUUUGAAACAUUGGUAUACCAGGUGGAAAUUGGAGAAAGUGCCAUAAAAGACAACAGAGUGAUUCAGGUUCGUGCUUAUAGUUCAAGAACCCAGAGCAGAGGAACCCAUGCCUUAACAUCCCCUGUCAUCAAAUACUCUCUUGAACCCAUCACUGUGGUCCCACCUUUCAGGAUCCACCCAGAGAGUGGAUGGAUGUUUGUUUCUCAGCGUCUUGACUACGAAACUCAACCCAAGUACAGAUUCAGCAUCUAUGCAACCGUGCACGACGGUUCAAUGGAGGCCACUGCCACGGCAGCUGUGGUUGUUACGGUUCAGGAUGAGAAUGACAAUGCACCUGUAUUUAGUAGGGAUGUGUAUUUCUUUAGUGUGCAAGAGGGACCAGCCCCUCAUGGGCUAAUAGGAACAGUAAAAGCCACAGACAGAGAUUCUCAGAAUAAUGGAAUGUUAUCCUACAUCCUGUUGUCUGAUGGAAAAUACUUUAGCAUCAACUCCAGAACAGGAGAGAUCAUAAACCUGGUGGCCUUGGAUCGUGAGGAGCAGGCUCAACAUGUGCUGAGGGUGAUGGUGACAGAUCAGGGUCGACCUCGUCUCAACAGCACAACUGUUGUUUACAUUCUAGUCACAGACAUCAACGACAACCCCCCACAGUUCAUGCACCUGCCUGCAACUAAAGAGUUAACUAUACAGGUGUGGGCAGGCAUUCCAGUGGGCUCUGUUAUAAUCAGUAUGUUUGCCAAAGACCAGGAUGCUGGAGAAAAUGGAACUGUCAGGUUUCUCAUAAAAGAUGAUCGCAUGGGCCACUUUAGUAGUGACAGCCGGAGUGGGGAUAUCAAGGUGACAGAGCGAUUCUCCUCAAACCCGCAGAUGAAUUAUACCCUGAAGGUGGUUGCCAUAGACAGUGGCUCUGUACCUCUGGAGGAGACUGCAGUUGUUCACAUACAGGUUUAUGCUGAUUUUCAAGGCUUCAGACACUUUACGGUACAAGAAGAUGUGAAGAUUGGAACUGUUAUUGGAUCACUUGGGAUUUCUAUGGCACCAGAUACACAGUUGCGAUACUCUAUUGUGGAGGGCGAUGGAAAGUUGCAGUUUAGUAUCCAAAGUGGCGAACUCUAUGUGGCGCAGCAUCUGGACUACGAAGUCACACAGCGUUACUUUUUGGUUGUACUUGCAGAAGCCCCGCCCACAUUCAAUGCCACCAUAUUUGUAGCAAUCAGUGUAACUGAUGUCAAUGACCACACCCCCUGGUUCCCCUAUAAUGACAACAUUGUAGCAUUCUGUGUCCAGGAGGACAUGGUCAAUGGAACAGCGGUGUAUGUCUUUAACGCACGCGAUGGGGACGGAAGCCUGCAAAACAGUGAGCUGUUUUAUUCUUUGACCUUUGACCCUGAUGUUUCCAAAGAGGAACUGCCUUUUCACAUCAACCCUCACACUGGAGUCCUCAUGACAAACACGCAGCUGGACCGCGAGCGUAGCAAAAGCUACAUAUUUAAAGUGACUGCCAGUGACCACAUGGGUGACCCUAACAAUCAGAAACAUCCCUCUGUCAUAGCUCAGGUGAUUCUGUUGGACGUCAAUGACAACAGCCCCACGUUUGUUUCUGUGGAUACAGUUCGUGUCUCAGAAGAUGCAGAGUUGGGACUGUUUUUUCAUCACAUGAUGGCCAAAGAUGAAGAUGAAGGAAGUAACGGACAUGUGAUUUACAGUAUUUUAUCAGGAAAUAAAAAGGGCUACUUUCACAUUGAAGAGACAGGGCAUCUGUACCUGAACACUUCUCUGGAUUAUGAAUCCCAGCAUUACCACAUCCUCACAGUACAGGCCACAGACAAUGGCGUUCCGUCUCUGUCUUCUACUCAGACACUCACAGUCGAGGUUCAGGAUGUUAAUGAUCAGCCUCCUGUUUUCCAGCAGCAUGUUUACAAUACCACAGUAAUGGAGAACAGAGAACGAGGAGAGGUCGUUUUCACGGUCACCGCAGUUGACAUGGACUCAGAAGAGAACGCUGCCGUGAACUACAGCCUGCUGCCCGGUUUAGGAUAUGAGCUCUUCGUGAUAAACUCUCACACCGGUCAGAUCAGCACCUCCACACAGCUGGACCGAGAGAUCCAACCCAGAUUAACUCUCAGAGUUCAGGCAGAGGAUAGCGGCACACCCUCUCUCUCCAGCACCGCCACAGUCUUCUGCUUUAUUCUUGAUGACAACGACAACACUCCACAAUUUUCCCAGCCUGACUUGCACAUAAUAAUUCCAGAAAAUUUGCCUCUUGGAGUCAUUCACACGGUCAAGGCCUCAGAUAUUGAUAAUGGACUAAAUGGAACAAUUCAGUACUCAAUAGAAGAAAAUGCAAAAAAAUAUUUUAGUAUUGACUGUGUGACUGGGGCAAUAAACACCACUAGAGUCUUGGACCGAGAGGAACGAUCAAACUACACUCUCCGCAUCACUGCAUCUGACAGUGGGCAUCCACCCCUGAACUCCACCGCACUCCUGCACAUUACCCUCUCCGAUGAAAACGACAACAUCCCCACAUUCACACGGAAAACUUACCGUGCCACCCUUAGGGAGGACCUUCCUGUCGGUUCUGAGAUCAUACAUCUCAUUGCACGGGAUGCAGACGAGGGGUCCAAUGGUAUAGUCACAUACUCUUUGGUGGAGGAGAAUUCUGGAAACUUUCAUGUUGAUGGCUCCACUGGCGUGAUACGACUGACGAAACCUCUGGACCGCGAAACCCGUUCUCAGCAUGUUUUUCGUGCUGUAGCUACAGACGGCUGCAAGCUGGGCCCACGCAGCUCAGUCGCUAUAGUUACGAUACAAGUAGAAGAUAUUAAUGACAACCCACCAUCGUGUUUGGAGGAAAACAUGAGGGUGUCAGUGGCUUCCAUGAGCACACGUCUCCAUCAGCCCAUCUUUACGGUUGUAGCCCGGGAUCCAGACCAAGGGGACAAUGGGAAGGUGGUGUUUAGCUUAGCAGAAGAUGAGCUGUUUCAGGUUGACAGGAUUUCUGGAGCCGUGAGGUUGAAAGCUCCCUUGAGGAAUGGGGUUUCAGGAACACACUUACUCCGUGUGCAAGCUGCAGAUCUGGGUAGACCUUCCCUCACCUCCAAUUGUCUGUUGCUUGUUCAGCUGAACGGAGAUAAACCACAGUUGCAGUUUACAGAGGAGCUCUAUGAAGUCACCAUGUUGGAGAACAGCAAGACAGGCUCUUGGGUGGCAAAUGUUGUAGCUCAUGACCAGACAGCAGAAGAUGCAACAAUCAAGUACAGUAUUUUCAGUGGCAAUGAGAAUGAAGCCUUUACUAUAAACCUGAGUACAGGAGAUAUCACUGUUAGGGAACAAAGACUGCUGGACUUUGAGGUAGAGCGUAAAAUUUAUCUUGUGGUUCUGGCUGAUAAUGGACACCAGACAGCUUAUGCCAGAAUGACCAUCACUAUGCAAGAUGUCAAUGACAACGCACCAGCGUUCAAGCAAAGCUACUACAGAUCAGCUGUUUGGGAGGGACAAAUUCACAACACUUUUGUUAUGCAGGUGUUAGCCACAGAUUCUGACAGUGGUGCAAAUGGACAGAUUAGUUAUUUCAUUAUGGAUGGGAACCACAAUAAUGCAUUCGUCAUCGACUCUGUUCGUGGGAUUCUUGCCACCAGUACAGUACUGGACAGAGAGAUUGUUCCCUCAUACAAGUUAAUUCUUCACGCCAUAGACAUGGGACGUCCCCCUCUUACAGGCACCUGCACUGUCCGUGUCCAGGUUGUAGAUGUCAAUGAUAAUAGCCCUACGAUACCAUCCAUGGAACAAGUGACCAUUGCAGAAAAUCUUCCUGUUGGUUUUAUUGUCACUCAAGUGUUUGCAAAUGAUGUUGACCUUAGUCCUGUAGCAACGUACAGAUUUAUAGAGAUGGAUGAGGCAAGCUUUGCAAUUGACCAGUACACAGGAGUGAUUACCACGACUAAAAGACUGGACUAUGAGAAUCAAACGGCCUAUAUACUAAGAGUGGAAGCAUCAGACUCUGUCCAUCCAACAGUGGCUGAACUCGCCAUACACGUGCUGGAUGUCAAUGAUAACCCCCCAGUCUUUUCUCAGGAGUCGUAUCAGGUUGUGUUGCCAGAGUGGACACCUGCACACUCGUAUGUUGUGACUGUAUCAGCAACUGAUAGAGAUUCUGACCAAAAUGGAAAAGUUUCUUAUAGGCUUCUUUUCUCCCCAAUGAAAGGCUUUUACAUUGAUGCAGAAAAUGGUUCAGUGUAUACAAACAAGCCUCUGAAGUAUAUUGCAAAUGGAAACAUGCUGCGGUUUUUGGUGGAAGCACGGGACAGUGGUGACCCAAGCCUAUUUACUGUCACUUCUGUGGAUGUCGAGGUGACGGACUCUAAUGAUCACGCCCCUUACUUUACGCAGAACUCGUACCACAUUAAUGUUCCUGAGGAUGUGUCUGUUGGAAGCACUCUCCUCAUUCUGUCAGCAAAAGACAAGGACUAUUCAAAUGAAAACACUUAUUUGGAGUAUGCAAUUGCGGGUGGAAAUGACGAAAGGUGCUUUUGCCUAGAUGCUGUUAGCAUUCAGACCAUAGAAGCCCAUAGACAAUAUAUUGGCCAGGUGGUGCUUUGUGAUAGUCUGGAUCGAGAGAUCGCUGACACUUACUCCAUAACUUUGAUGGUACGAGACAAGGGAACGCCUCCGCUUAACAGCUCAACUGUUGUGACAGUCAACGUGCUUGAUAUUAAUGACCAUGCACCUGUUUUUAACAGUACAGAGUACUAUGCGCAGGUCAGUGAGAACAGCCCCCUUGGUACUGUUCUUAUCCACGUCUCUGCUCAUGAUCCUGAUCUAGGGCACAAUGGCACGGUAAAAUAUGACAUCAUCUCAGGUAACAGCAAGGGCCUGAUCAGACUAGAUUCUACAACAGGUGUCCUUGAUGUUUUUGGGACACUUGACUAUGAAGAGGACACUAAAUUGACCCUAAUAAUCCAAGCCUCAGAUGGCGGGGCACCAAGUGAAAUAAAGGUGUCUUUUGCUUGUGUAUACAUAUUAGUACUGGAUGUAAAUGACAAUUCCCCAUUCUUCGUGUUCCCUACUAUCAACUGCUCGGUGGCUGAAAACCUGCCGGCUUUUACCCCCGUGUGCACAGUACAUGCUGUCGAUGAAGAUGCAGGAAACUUUGGAUUACUGACCUAUUCCAUCAUAACCCCUUUCACGGACUAUGAUAGUACAGACCCGGAUCAAAAUGAAGCAUUUGCUAUUAAUGCACUUACUGGAGACAUCUAUACAAAACAGACGUUUGACUAUGAAAGAGGGAGUGAAUUUUGCUUUGUUGUAGAAGUGCGUGACAAAGGAGAUCAGGUGGCAACCUUGAGAGUACUGGUUAAUAUUGAAGGCAUUGAUGAGUUCAGCCCUAUAUUUACUCAGAAUGUGUACCAUUUCUCUUUGCCAGUUAAUGCCAAGGUUGCCCAAAGCAUAGGUUACUUGAUGGCCAUGGAUCGCGAUGGGGGUCUGGAUGGCUUGGUGGAAUACUCUUUGGUCAACCCAUCCCCAUUUUUCAACAUCAAUAAAACAACUGGCAGUUUAUUUAUUUCAAACCCAGUGUAUCAGAGACAAAGUUCCAUCUCUAAAGACACAACAGAGAACUUAAUGGUUUUGGCAAGCAGCCCCAAACUGGACUCCAGGUCGUCAACUUGCUACAUAGUUGUGAAUGUAUCCAAUUCUGCAAAGGCUCUAUCAAGCGCUGCUCUCCGUGUCCAGACCACCAGUGUCAUUGUGUCAUUAAUAGUGUUCUUCUUACUUUUGUUAGGCUUCAUUGCACUUGUCAUUAGGUACAAGUCCAAAGAGAGGUCGGUCAAGAAGACAGCUUACGUUACUGCUAACCUCAGCCACGAGACUGACACUUUUGGUAGGAUAGGUGGCAGUCUUCACUGCAACAUAAACGGUAUUAACCUCCAAGAUUUACAAGCACCAUUAGACAUGUGGGCAAAAACUGAUCAUGCGAACCCAUUGAGGAACUCUGACUCAAGUGGAAGAGGAUCUGCAGAGGAUGAGACUACUGAGGAUCAAGAAAUCAAGAUCAUCAACAAAUUUCCUUGCUUCAAACCUCUUGGAUCAGUCACAACUCAACAGCCAUUAAGAGUCUCAGACUUAGGGAUCCACAAUGGCUCAGGCCAACGCUUUUAUCGCUCUUCAAAUAAAGAUCUGCCUUCUUGUGCCAAUAUAGGAAUAGUCCAAAUAGUGGACAUGUCUAGUUCCGAGAGUCUCCACAAUUUCAAGGAAGAAGGUGGAGGUGAGGGAAUGCUCCCUCAGGUGGUCAACAUGAGGGACAUGGAGGAGGUCAUGAAAAGAUGCAUGUCCAUGCCUGGUGACCAGGGUUCAGUUGAGGGCUCACUUACUAAUCUGAUUAACUCUGAGGAUCAACUACAUGGCAGCUAUGAUGGGGACUACUUUUUUAGCUGGCAGCCACGCUUCCAAUCUUUGGCUGCUGUUUUUACAGACAUUGGCAUGCUUCCAGAUGAAGAUAUUAGGGAUAGUGACGUGGAACAAGAGUCUCGCAGCCUCCUGCACCCACCGCCUCUCAUCACAACAGUUGCCCAUCCAGGAAUACGUCCUGUACACCCCAGGAUGCCACAUGAAGGACCUACCCUAUUACACAGUAGAAGAACAGAAUUGACCCCUUUAGAAAUGACUCCCAGUUUCUCGCCCUCUCUGUCACUGCUUACUGUUAGGACACCCAGUACCUCUCCAGUGGUGUCAGAAACAGGGUUGGGACACUACAUAAAAAUAUCAACACUGCCAAGAGAUGUUUUAGAAAAUGUAGAGAUACAAGUGUAGUUUUGUACAAGUGUACAAAAUAUGCACUGCUUUGAUUAACAGAAUGUUUUAGUUUGUAAGGACAGAUAUUUAAUGAAAUAAUGCUAUUAACCAAAGCACUAGGAAAAUACAGUUCACACUUGUAUUAUGUUAAUGUAUUUGGUUUGUUGAAAACUCACAUUUUAUUUUGCCACAUGAUUUCUACAAAAUUUCUGCAUUGGUUCACUUAAUAUACACUGAACAAAAUCAUAAACGCAACACUAAUAUUGUUCACAAAUCUGUGUUAGUGAGCACUUCUCCUUUGCCGAGAUAAUCCAUCCACCUCACAGGUGUGGCAUAUCAAGGGCUGUGUCCCAAUUGGGGGGCUGCGUUCUUUGAAGGCUGCAUUUUUAAGACCGAUUGCAUCACAGCAGCGCGACUGAAGGCUGGUAAGGCUGUCCUGAUUCAAAGGUUGCUUCAAAUGCAGCCCCAAAAUGCGACCUUAUUUCCGUGGGUUUUUAAGGAUAGAACGAAUGUAUCCUUCACAGCUUUGGCUAUCCCGAGAUUCAUUGCGUGCCUGUAACGGCUUGACAUUUUUCAAUAAUCAUUCAAAACUUUAGUUAAAUAAAAGUAUGUAAUUCACAAAAACGGUCCAUUUCAGGGUUUAAUAUUAUAUAUGUUGUUCAUUAACAUUAUUGGUGUAUUAUUGUGUUUUAAAUUUGUAAGAUUGGUUAAUUUAACUGAUGGGCAGUUUUAAUCUACAUAAACGUGUCAUAUUCUCUAAAAUAAAAUAUCAUUUUUCUGGCUCCAUCUUGGCAAAGGAGAAGUGCUCACCAACACAGAUUUAGACAGAUUUGUGAACAAUACUUGAGAAAUAGGCCUCUUUUUUGUGUACAUAGAAAAAGUUUUAGAUCUUUGAGUUAAGCUCAUGAAAAAUGGGGGCAAAAACAAAAGUGUUGCGUUUAUAAUUUUGUUCAGUGUAUAUUCAGAUUUACAUAUUUGGCAGAUGCUUUUAUCCAAAGCAAUUUACAUUGCAUUAUCCUAUACAUUGGUAUGUGCAAUCCCCUGGGAUCAAACCCACAACCUUGCGUUGUUAACGCAAUGCUCUUACCACUGAGCUACAGGAAAGCUAUAUGUACAUGGAGUUCAUGUGUGAUAUGAUAUUCCUACAAUUAAGAAUUUUAGAAUUUAUUUUAUCAAACCGUGUUAAAAAAGAAAUCAUUUUUGUUUAUAAUUUUAGUAAUUGUAGUUUAAGUCAAUAUGUCAAACUAAAUAAAAAGCAGAAACAGAGAGCUUGGUGCUCUCAACUUGCUGUUAAACUGUUUUGGCGCUGCAAAUAUGAGUGAAAUCACCAGUCAAAUCUUGAACCAGUAUUUUUAUUACACAUAGAACAUGGACCUAAACUGGCAUAAUUUUUUAUUAUUAAUUCCUAAUGUAUGACAUGUUUUUAAAUGCCGUAACUUUAAUAAAGGAGUGUGUGCCCAGCCAAAAUUGCAGGCUUGUUGUUGAGAAAACAACCACACUAUUAGAAUUUCUCUUAUUACCUUAAAUAAAUAAACAAGAAAUCUAUCUGUGAGUUUUAAGAAAUUCCA
Molecule: messenger RNA, 11644 nt
Organism: Triplophysa rosa
Lineage: Eukaryota; Metazoa; Chordata; Actinopteri; Cypriniformes; Nemacheilidae
Gene: dchs2
Product: dachsous cadherin-related 2
Biological process (GO): homophilic cell-cell adhesion
Cellular component (GO): cell-cell junction; plasma membrane
Molecular function (GO): calcium ion binding
Source: RefSeq, a predicted model, not a curated record